Molecule: messenger RNA, 1139 nt
Organism: Salvia hispanica
Lineage: Eukaryota; Viridiplantae; Streptophyta; Magnoliopsida; Lamiales; Lamiaceae
Product: nuclear transport factor 2/RNA recognition motif protein
Biological process (GO): negative regulation of DNA-templated transcription; signal transduction
Cellular component (GO): nucleus
Source: RefSeq, a predicted model, not a curated record
CAUACAUACCAACGACAAUGUCGUAACCCAAUUCCAAAUUCUAAGAUAUAUGAGAUGGGGCGAGAAAUGGAAAACGAAAUGGAGCUGAGUUUGGAGCUAUCCAUCGGGGGUUGCUACGCGAAAUCAGAGAGCAAGACUAGUUUAGAAAGGGAAAAGGGGAGGCUCUCCGAGGAAUUUGAUAAUGCUCAAAACGACGAUCUGCAGAAGAGGAGAGAGAUGCAGGCGAUGAAGAGGAGGGAAGCUCGGAUGAAGAGGGAAUUCAAGAAAUCCAGAGGCAUGAUGAAGGAUAAAGAGAUAGAAGGAGCAGCGCCCGCACCCAAGAGAGAGAGGAGCUCUAACGCCUCCUCCUCCAAGGUUUCUUGGGGACCCAUCGGAAACGGCUUUGCAUGGGACGGGCAACAGCCGCCGCCAAGUUCGUCGCAUCAUCGGAGCACGUCCCACAUAGGGGGAAGUAGUAGUGAUACCGGAAGUCACUCGAGUAGCUUUGGCACACACCAAAAUGACAAGCUCGAAAUCAACAACUCGUCGUCCGAUGCAGAGCCAGCACGCGUGUGUCAAGACCAGAGCACCAAGGCAUCCGCCAUUCAACAGCCACAAUCGGACACAACUUGCUCAACGACAGACAUAUGCAUGAUCAAGCCACCUCCGACUGGCCGAGAUGGGGCCGCUUCAAUUCUACAAAUGCCUUGCGUUUCCGCCACAGGCAACGGCCCCAAUGGCCGGACCAUCACUGGAUUCUUGUACAAGUAUACGAAAUCUGAGGUGAGCAUCAUGUGCGUGUGCCAUGGCAGCUUCUUCUCGCCUGCCCAGUUUGUUGAGCACGCAGGAGGUGUGGACGUCACGCAUCCUCUCCGGCAUAUCACCAUCGUUCCCUCGCCCAUCCGGUGAAUGUCUCUUGCUAGUUAAGUAGAAGGCUAGGACUCAUGAGAAUUUUCUUUUUCCGACAUCACUUGUAGAACCAAAGGGUUCCAUUUGAUUAUCUUGACUUGACCAUCGUUUUUCGAACACGAAAUGGGACACUAAUUAGGAUAGAGUAUGUUUGACCCCUUGAAGUUAUUUGUUGAGUGCUUUUUAGUUGUAGAAGUUAAUUGUUCAAAACUUUGCAAUCUUAACUUUUUUGUGUACAUUUUAUUAGUAUA